Megalopta genalis is the source of this 2475-nucleotide messenger RNA. The record is from RefSeq and is a predicted model, not a curated record. Lineage: Eukaryota; Metazoa; Arthropoda; Insecta; Hymenoptera; Halictidae.
UCUAAUUAAAGCAGAAUUAUGCGAGAUGUUCUUUGUUAUUUUGUACUUGAAAUACAGAAGAUUUGUCAACUGUAACGAUAUAUUUUUCCAAAAUUUCCGUUUGAUAAUUGUUGCAAUUGGUGUGAUGCAAUUAUUUGACAUGUGAGGUCAAAGUGGAUCCAGUUCUCUACUGAACAGCUUUGCUGAUCGGAAAACUACGAAAAUUUUGGACGCCGGACAAAUUUAUGGAUGAUAAAACCAAUAUUGACAGUAGUGUAGAUUCGCAUGGACUGGAAGAACAAAGAGGGGCAGGAAAGAACGAAACGGUUUGCCGGCAAGUGACAGUGUCUCAUCGGCCAUAACCGAGGCAAGAAGCAAGGAAAACCGUCUAUUGGUAUAUAAUGUAUCGGUUUGUGAAGCAGUGAAUGGAAACGCAAGUAAUUAAACUAUACCUUGCGCGCGAUAUAUGAUAGCGAUAGCGAAAUACGUUUCACGGGCAACCGACUUCUCUGUUGAAGUCUCAUCAAAUCGUUGAUCAAUCUGAAUCUUAUGUGGGACGAUAGUGUCAACAAAGAUGCCGAACGUUAAAGAUAUUAAGAUGAAAGCACCUGACGGCGGAUGGGGAUGGUUUGUGUGCCUUGGUACCAGCUUAAUAACGCUUUCUUUAAGAUCCUUGGAUCCUUCAUUUGGUCUCCUUUUUCAUGAACCUUUGAAGAAAUUAAAUAUCGACUCGACAGGUGCGUCGUUAAUAAUGAGCAUCUUGGACGCCAUUGUUAAUUUUUCAGGUCUUUUCAUAGGACCGCUGUUGAAGACAUUUUCUUACAGAAAGGUUGCUUUCUUUGGAUCUGUUCUAAGCUGCAUUGGACUGAUUCUUACAUCGUGCGCUAAUAGCAUGAUCCAUAUUAUUUGUACUUACAGUAUUAUAUCAGGUCUAGGAACCGGUCUUGCACUAGCUUCAUCUUUUGUCGCACUAAACACGUUUUUCGAUAAAAAACGGGGUCAAGCAGUCGGGUUUUCCAUGGCGGGAACAACAUUAGCUAUGAUGCUGGUACCACAGCUAAUACAUGUUCUUCUGGAUUCUUAUGGAUUCCAAGGAACCAUGUUGAUCGUCGGGGCGUGUGCACUGCAUUCCGCAGUUGGUGCAUGUCUAUUACGACCGCUAGAUGAUUCGGACCAGAGUAUUCGGAUCGCUAAGAAACCAACCGAAAGUGACACGUUAUUAAACAAAAAUGGUGGAAAAGUGUUGGAAGAAAUAGAGGCUGACAGUGAUCCACCGAAAGAUGACAGUCUGAUAAAGGACGAAACGAAAGGCGAGCAAAAGGACGAGUCAUAUUUCGACAAAAUAAAGGAAACCUUGGAUCUGGAUCUUCUUAAGAAUGGCGUCUAUCUGAACGUCAUUAUCGGGCUGAGUCUGUAUUACGUGGCUGAAUCGAAUUUUAAACUGAUGACUCCGUUCUUCCUAACUAGUAUAGGAAUGUCAAACCUGGAAGUCGCCACUUGCUUGUCAAUAACCGCAUUCACCGACAUUCUUGCCCGAAUCCUCCUGCCGACCAUCUUCGACAGAUUAGGAUUCAAGAAGAGAUCCGUAUUUUGGGUGUUCUGUCUCUUCGUUGGCAUUGGACGGUCUCUCAUGGUAAUUCAAUCCAAAGGAUUGUGGUUGAUAGUGACCUUCGUAGUGAUUGGGUUCUUACGUGGUGCUACUUUGGUCAAUCUAAACCUAAGCGUUUCCGAAUGCUGUUCUUUGAAGAAGCUGCCGAGCGCUUUUGGAAUGUUCAUGGUGGCCAAAGGCAUAUUCGUCAUAAUCAUGAGUCCGCUAAUUGGAUACAUCAGAGAUGUCAGCGAAAGUUAUGCGAUAUGUAUACAUGUCAUGACCUUGAUGAUAUUCAUUACAUUUAUUGCGUGGAGUUUGGAAUACAUUUAUGAUGCAUUUAGGAGGAGGAGAUCCUUUAAGCAUCGUGUUAAGAGUGCGAAAACAGAAGCAAUAUAAGUGUCAAAUACAUAUAAAUUGUAACAUCAUCCUUUAUGAUCGCAAGAAAAAAAUAUUUUACAUACACAUUUAAAAGAUGUUCCACACAUAAGCGAUCAAACGUUGAUAUUAUGUUCUAUGAGAAACAAUAACAAAACGCUGUUACACAAACCAGAAAUGCAUUUAAUAAACAGUGUGGACGAUUGAUACUGUAAUCGCUGCAUUCUUGUGACGAAGUAUUUCCAAAAUAUUUCGAUAGAACAUACACAUUUGAUAGUUCAACGCAUCAACAACUCAUCGUACACUCUACUGCACUUGUCGCAAUGAUAUUUUUAUCAACAUGAAUGUAUAAUAAUAAGAUAGUCUUGAAAAAUAAUUAAAGAAAUACAGAGUAAACGUAAGUAAUAUGGAUCAUCUGAUUUCAAAUGCUUGGCAAGAAUAGAGAAAUUUUAUCUGUAUAAUGAAAUUUAUGAUACAGGAUUUCUGAACUAAUGUACUUAUUGUAUAAUACAAUUCGAAAGUGUCAUGAA